Molecule: messenger RNA, 2307 nt
Organism: Protopterus annectens (West African lungfish)
Lineage: Eukaryota; Metazoa; Chordata; Ceratodontiformes; Protopteridae
Product: extracellular calcium-sensing receptor-like
Exons: 5
Coding region: 1-2307 (768 amino acids)
Biological process (GO): G protein-coupled receptor signaling pathway
Cellular component (GO): membrane
Molecular function (GO): G protein-coupled receptor activity
Source: RefSeq, a predicted model, not a curated record
AUGGCGCUGAGUGACAAAAAUGAAUUUCCAUCUUUUCUUCGAACAGUUCCCAGUGAUUUUUUUCAGUCUGUUAACUUAGCCCGCCUGGUGUUACAUUUUCGUUGGACUUGGGUUGGAAUAUUAACUGACAGCAGUGAUUACGGUCAACAAGGAAGCCAGAAAGUAAAAGAAGAGCUUAUCAAAGCUGGUGCCUGUAUUGCAUUCCAUGAAAGAAUUCCCACCUUAUACUCUGAAGAGAAAAUCCAAUAUAUAAGUAAAACCAUUAAGACUUCAUCUUCAAAUGUGAUUAUGACCUAUGGCAUAGAUUACAAUCUCUAUCCAGUCAUGGAAGUUAAUGCAAAGAAUAAUGUGACAGGGAAAAUAUGGAUUGCUAGUGAUGCUUGGUCAAAUUCUCCCAUAUUUCACAGGAAGGAAUUAUUAAUAACUCUUCAAGGUACACUCGGUAUCCAAACUCGGAGAGGAUUUAUGUCGGGAUUUAAAGAAUUUAUUCAGAGUCUUACUCCUUUUACAGAACCAGACAAUGUGUUUUUGAAAAUAUUCUGGGAAUUGAUUUUUGACUGCAAAUUUCAGUUUUCUGAAAUUAAUGAAAUCAGUAGAAAUCAAAUAAAUGAGACGAAAAAGUGCACAGGUUAUGAGAAGUUGAAAGACUCUGAUCUUAACUUUUUUGAACUUGAUGAUUUGAGAUAUACUUAUAACAUCUAUAACACCAUCUAUGCAAUUGCCCAUGCCUUCCACAAUAUGAAUGCAUGCAAACAUGGACAAGGACCAUUUUGUAAUGCCACAUGCACAGCAAUUGGCACUUUUAAGCCAUGGCAGCUUUUCUACUAUCUUAAGACAGUACAUUUUUGGAAUAAAAAUGGUGAAGAAAUAUUUUUUGAUAUGUAUGGUGACCCUCCCGCUGUAUUUGGCAUUCUAAACUGGCAAGCAACAGCAAAUGGUUAUUUCCAAUAUUUGGAGGUUGGUCGUUUCAACUCUAGUGCUACAGAUGGUGAAGGUCUAACAAUAGAUCUGAAAUCUGUUGUGUGGAACACAGGGAGUAAAGAGCUUUUCUACUAUCUUAAGACAGUACAUUUUUGGAAUAAAAAUGGUGAAGAAAUAUUUUUUGAUAUGUAUGGUGACCCUCCCGCUGUAUUUGGCAUUCUAAACUGGCAAGCAACAGCAAAUGGUUAUUUCCAAUAUUUGGAGGUUGGUCGUUUCAACUCUAGUGCUACAGAUGGUGAAGGUCUAACAAUAGAUCUGAAAUCUGUUGUGUGGAACACAGGGAGUAAAGAGAUCCCUCGUUCAGUAUGCAGUGAAAGUUGUCCUGUAGGAUACAGGAAGGUGCCUCAGCCUGGUCAGCCCAUCUGCUGUUUCAACUGUGUCAUGUGUUCCAGAGGGGAAAUUUCCAAUCAAACUGAUUCUGUUUCCUGUGUGAAGUGCACUCCAGAUGAAUGGCCCAAUGAUAAACUGGACAAGUGUGUUAAGAAACAGUAUGAAUACCUUUCUUAUGAACAGCCUCUUGGAAACAUUUUAUCUGCAUUUCCCAUCUUCAUGGCAGUAACUACUGCUUUUGUCUUUGCUACAUUUAUGAGGUCCCAUAACACUCCUGUUGUUAAAGCAAACAACCGUGAACUCAGCUAUAUCCUCCUGAUAAGUCUUGUACUGUGCUUCCUCUGUUCAUUGAUCUUCAUUGGUCGACCCACCCACCUGACCUGCAUGUUGCGCCAAGUUACUUUUGGCAUCAUUUUUACACUUUCUGUUUCUUGCAUUUUAGCUAAAACUGUUGUGGUUAUCAUUGCUUUCAAAGCUAGUAAACCAAACAGCAAUCUAAAAAAAUAUGUUGGGCCCAGGCUGCCAAAAGCUUUGGUUACUAUCUGUACACUUAUCCAAGUUAUAAUAUGUGCUAACUGGUUAAUUAUGUGCCCUCCAUUUCAGAAUGAAAACACAACUUCUGUAACAGGGAAGAUCAUUGUAGAAUGCAAUGAAGGUUCACCUACAGCAUUUUGGUGUAUGGUUUCCUAUAUGGGCCUGUUAGCCACUGUAAGCCUUGUAGUAGCAUUUCUAUCCAGGAACCUCCCAGACAGCUUUAAUGAGGCUAAAUACAUCACAUUCAGUAUGCUGGUUUUUGUCUCUGUAUGGUUGUCAUUCAUUCCAGCCUACCUGAGCACACUAGGGAAGUACAUGGUGGCUGUGGAAAUGUUUGCCAUUGUGUCCUCUGGUGCUGGUCUUCUAUUUUGCAUAUUUACUCCUAAAUGUUUCAUUAUUCUAUUCAGGCCCAAUCUGAACACCAGAGAUUACCUAAUGGGAAAAGGUGGAUUUAAAAAUUGA